Gigantopelta aegis is the source of this 1530-nucleotide messenger RNA. RefSeq lists its product as uncharacterized. The transcript is spliced from 2 exons. Lineage: Eukaryota; Metazoa; Mollusca; Gastropoda; Neomphalida; Peltospiridae. Bases 903 to 1301 code for a protein of 132 amino acids. The record is from RefSeq and is a predicted model, not a curated record.
UCAGUGUACUGAAGUAGGUUGGAUGUACUCAUUUCUAAUAAUAACAACCAAUGUACCGAAGUAGGUUGGAUUUACUCAUUUCUAAUAAUAACAACCAGGGUACCGAAGUAGGUUGGAUUUACUCAUUUCUAAUAAUAACAACCAGUGUACUGAAAUAGUUUGGAUGUACUCAUUUCUAAUAAUAACAACCAGUGUACUGACGUAUGUUGAAUGUACUCAUUUCUAAUAUUAACAACCAGUGUACUGAAGUAGGUUGGAUGUACUCAUUUGUAAUAAUAACAACCAAUGUACUGAAGUAGGUUGGAUGUCCUCAUUUCUAAUAAUAACAACCAGUGUACUGAAGUAGGUUGGAUUUACUCAUUUUUAAUAUUAACAACCAGUGUACUGAAGUAGGUUGGAUGUACUAAUUUUAAUCAUAACUACCAGUGUACUGACGUAGGUUGGGUGUACUCAUUUCUAAUAAUAACAACCAGUGUACUGCGGUACGUUAAGUCACUUAGUGUACUCUUUUCCAAUAAUAACAACCAGUGUUCCGCGGUAGGUUGAGUGUACUAAUUUAUAAUAAUAACAGUGUACUGUUGUAGGUUGUAUACUUAUUUAUACUGCGGUAGGUUCAGUGUACUCAUGCGGCUGUGUGUAAUUAUUUCUGAUCAUAAAACCCAGUAUGCGAGUGACUGGGUGUACAUAAAAUAAACUUGUGUAGGCCCAUAACCCAGAUACACCCCCAGGGCAUAACUUAAUGGCAAUUAGCGCCAUCUGUAUUCUGUGUUACGGACAUGAGCGCAUCUUUUGUCCAGCUGGUGCGCAGCGUUCGGACGCCAUUGACGAUGCAGCGGUCAGCGUAGCUAACAAAGAAAGGUAACUUUAGUCCGUAUCUCCAUUUACCAUCAGCCAUUUAUUACAUGUUGGAUUUUCGGAGAGCGAGGAUGUCUCCGGUAUUACUUUCAUUGUUUGUUUGUUUGUUUUGCAGACAGUUUUACGGCCGAUACUGCCAGUACACGCACAAUCUGCGAGCGUGCGGCUCGGUGAAACACGGAGCGUGGCUGAAAUCAAAUUGCGAUCUCUGUCGGUGUUACAACGGUCGCAUCAUGUGUAUACAGAAAGCAUAUAACAAUUGUGAUAUAAAGAAGCAUGGAAAUGACUUGGAUCCUUUAGAUCCGUCCAACAACAUUUACAUAUUUCAAGAUGACCAAGAAAAUGAACUUUACGAUGACGAUUAUUUCGCUGAAAGUGCCGCGUCACGAAAAUUUCCCAUAAUGCUUGCAGUUGUGAUAGCUUGUAUUCUCGGACUGAUCGUCUGACAGGAGCAGCGACGUCACAUUUCCCUAACCUAUGUCGUGCAAUAAAGACUCGUAUCUCCCUAGCGGAGGCUAAAUAUAUUUCCCGGUGCAUUCCAAGAGUCGCUAUAAGUGACCAUGUUAGUGCCAGUAUACUUAAAGGUGUUUAUGAUUGGCUAGUUGGUAUAUUAAAUAUAUCUACUAGCAGACAAUAUAUUAAACAGUAGUAAGUGAAAGAACGAAAAGAGUGCAA